AUGCCUUUAAUUUAUUUGGCUAUUACAUUGAAUAUAACGGGCACUUUGUUAGAUAUAAUGUUGACUGAACCAUUGUCACAUACAUUAGAACAAUUACACAUUAACUUAUGUGAUGGAUCUUAUCUUAUAGAUAGUUUAGGUGCUAUACGUCUUUUACCCCGAAUGAAAGCUUUACAUACAUUUAGUUUUGUUAAAUCAUAUAAUUGGGAUUCGAUUGUUGAAUGGACAUUUGUUAAUCUAUUAACUUCUUCUAAUAUUAUGCCUGUUUUACGACGAAUGAAUUUUUCUCUUGUUAUUAGUGUUGAUGAUCUUAUUCGAAUGAGAAAUUCAGCACUUUUUACAGAUUUUCGUCAUAUUGAUGUUCAUUAUGCAUUUAUUAUCAAUGAUGAUCGUCCACAUAUAGAACUUCUUAAUUAUGUACCAUGUGGUAGUCAAUCUCAUCCUCGUCAAAUAGCUAGUGCAACAUUUAUUUCUGAUUGUUGGCCUGAUAAUCAACCAUUUAGAACUCCAAGACAAAAUUAUUUGACGAAAUCGAAAAAUCGACAACAUCUAUUCUAUAGUUUACCAUGGAUUUUUAAUGAAUUUUUUCAAUUAAGUGUUCCAGAUAGAUGUAUUAGUGAAUUAGAAGUAUUUAUAUCUUCUUCAAUUACUAAAAUUCAUUCGUCUCAUUUAAUUAAAUUAAAUAUGUCAGACAAUCUUGCAUCAUCUACAAGUUUCUUCUCUCAAAUAAUGUCUUCAAAUAAGAUAAUGGAACUUCAUUUAUAUCGAUGUAAUAGACAAGUAUCUAUGAAUUUACCGAAUGUUUCUCAUCUUAUUCUUAUUGAUAGUUUGGAUUCAUUGAAUAGUUCUUCACUUUCAUUAAAUAUUCGGUCUAUUCAAAUCAUUCUUCAUUAUCAAUGUCUUAGUUUUGCAGGUGGUGAUUGGACUGCUUUACAUUCACUCUCAACUUUACCAUUAUUAAACUCUUUACGUAUAAUUUUAUAUGGUAUGCAUAUUCCUCCAGAUGAUACAAAUUGUCAAAUUAUUGCGAAGAUAACACCAAAGUUAUUGGAUUUCUCUUUUUGUUUUCGACGUAUUUAUUGUCAAGAUUCGUAUGAUAUUGAUGCAGCAUACAAGAAACAUUGUUUAUUUAUCAAACAAUUACGAAAUUGUAUUCUUAAUUUAUCAUUAAAUAAACAAGCAUAUGUUUUUGUUGAAAAAGAUGGUUGUGGACUUAUUAUAUGGUUUUGA
Molecule: messenger RNA, 1230 nt
Organism: Rotaria sordida
Lineage: Eukaryota; Metazoa; Rotifera; Eurotatoria; Philodinida; Philodinidae
Source: the annotation of a GenBank genome assembly